CUGAAACGCUGGCUAAGAGAAGGAGAUAGUACAGAGGUAUAACAGAGGUGUCAAAAGAGUUGACAUAAAUGACACUAUAAAAUCCUGCAAGUGACUCUCAUUUUGGACAGAUUUUCUACAUAGAAAUUCUUCGGAAUGGGCAGCAGUGGGACAAACCUACCCAAUGUUACACACACACAUUUGGAGCUGCAGGAUUCUUCUCUCACUAGCCUGGACAAGCCUCUUGAAGAAGGGGCGACUGGGUACUACCUGCCAUUUUGUGACAUUCUAUACAGUGGUGAUGGAGGAAGCUGGCCUCCUAAAAAUCUAGUACCAAGUGGACCCCGAGGUGAAGGGCAAAAAGAACCUGAACAGUGCCCUGUUAUAGAUAGUCAAGGACUUCGCCAUGAACUGGAGUACCAAACUUCAUUACAUCUUGAGGAUCAUUCCCUUGAACAAAUGCAAACCAUGGUAGUGGGAGAAGUUUUAAAAGACAUUGAGACUGCUUGUAAACUUCUUAAUAUUUCUGCAGAUCCUAUGGAAUGGUCUUCGGGUAAUGUUCAGAAGUGGAUACUAUGGACAGAGCACCAAUAUCGACUGCCACAAGUGGGUCGCAGCUUCCAAGACUUAACAGGAAGAGACUUAUGUGCACUGAGUGAAGAUGGCUUUAGAGACAGGUCCCCAUUGUGUGGAGAUGUCUUAUAUGCUCAUCUGGAUAUUUGGAAGUCAGCUCUCUUUACAGCAGCCUGGAUGAAAGAGAAGACAGGACCUGGGGACGUGAGAUAUUGUGCAGGAAAUGGGACUCUAGGAGAAUGCUGGGCAGAUGCUGAGGUUGACUCUUCAAGUUCUGGGCAGCCAAUUCAUUUAUGGCAGUUUUUAAAAGAGCUUUUGCUGAAACCACACAGUUAUGGGCGCUCCAUUCGUUGGCUCAACAAAGAAAAGGGUAUCUUUAAAAUUGAAGAUUCUGCUCAAGUUGCACGUCUUUGGGGAAUCAGGAAGAACCGCCCAGCAAUGAACUACGAUAAACUUAGCCGCUCUAUUCGACAGUACUACAAAAAAGGCAUAAUCCGUAAGCCUGAUGUUUCCCAACGCCUUGUUUAUCAGUUUGUGCAACCACUAUAAAGUCUACACAUUUAAGAAGAUAUGGAAACCUAAGUUAUUAAAUGCCAGAAAGGAAAAGAAUCUAUGUUCUGAGCAACUAGUAGAGCAUGGUUCCUUCUUGUAGACUAUUUUCUACAUUUCAUUUUUGUGAAACAUAGUUAUAGAUUCUGCUCUUUGCCAAAGUGAUCAAGCCCUGGUGCACAUCAUACACAAGCUGUUUGCAAACUGUCAUGCUUCAAGAGACAUUAACCGACACAGGAAAGUCUAAACUAUGCAUUUACUCCGUCUUCUUUACUACCUGCUUGCUUUAGAGGUACUAGAGGUACUCACUGAUGUGAGACCUACUGGACUCAAUGACCUUACAGGACAAUGGGAGGUGGGGAGAGAGCAGGACAGAGUGACCAAAAAGCAUUGCAAGCAUAUUAUUAUUAUAAUAAGAGAACACCUACAAAUUAGAGCAGAACUUAAUGUGAAUGAAUGUUUGUCAGUUCUUAAAACCCUAUGAAGUAAUAUGUUUUAUAAGCAUUAUUUAUUUUAGUAAUAUAACCUGAUCAUUAAACAUAGAAAGCAAGAAUAUGGGUGUAUGGAUAAAAUAUAUCAAUUCAUAGCUAGGUUCAAACUGUAGAUAUAGAAAUAAUAGUGCAUACUAGCAAAAAUGUGAUAAAUCAGUUGUUCCUUUACCUAAACUAGAUUACAAUACUGCCAUACGGUAAAAAAAAAAAAAAAUUAUAUAAAAAAUAUUUGAUUCGUGUAGGAAAAAAUUAUUUGUCCUAUAGAUUCAUAAUUGCUUCACAGAAUUCAAGUAUAUAUAUAUAAUAUCUGUACAUGUUUUUCUUUCAUCUAACAAUGCUGUAGCCAUUUUCUAUAUUGACAAAUUUUUAAAUAGUAUUUCAGUAAGUUGCCAU
Hyla sarda is the source of this 1985-nucleotide messenger RNA. It is a transcript of the gene SPDEF, whose product is annotated as SAM pointed domain containing ETS transcription factor. The record is from RefSeq and is a predicted model, not a curated record. Gene Ontology annotation, cellular component: nucleus. Gene Ontology annotation, molecular function: DNA-binding transcription factor activity, RNA polymerase II-specific; sequence-specific DNA binding. NCBI's taxonomy places the organism in Eukaryota, Metazoa, Chordata, Amphibia, Anura, Hylidae. The transcript is spliced from 6 exons. The coding region runs from base 136 to 1101 and encodes 321 amino acids. Gene Ontology annotation, biological process: regulation of transcription by RNA polymerase II; cell differentiation.